Ramularia collo-cygni is the source of this 2127-nucleotide messenger RNA. RefSeq names its product related to N2,N2-dimethylguanosine tRNA methyltransferase. Gene Ontology annotation, molecular function: RNA binding. The coding region runs from base 1 to 2127 and encodes 708 amino acids. Gene Ontology annotation, biological process: tRNA N2-guanine methylation. Gene Ontology annotation, cellular component: nucleus. The record is from RefSeq and is a predicted model, not a curated record. The transcript has a single exon. NCBI's taxonomy places the organism in Eukaryota, Fungi, Ascomycota, Dothideomycetes, Mycosphaerellales, Mycosphaerellaceae.
AUGGCCACCGUCCCUAUCAAUAGCACUCCAGCAGCUGGACAGCUGAUCGAACACGAAGGGAAAACUUACGAGACAAUCCGCGAAGGCCAGGCGUAUAUCCUCAUUCCACCAAAUACGCAAAAGCACGUGAACCCGCAGGCGAAAGACAAAUCAAAGAUUGACGAAUCGGUCAAAGCACAGAGCGUCUUUUACAAUCCCAUCCAGCAGUUCAAUCGGGAUCUGAGUGUACUGAGCAUCAAAGCUUUUGGCGAAGAUUGGAUAGCGCGGAAGAGGGCAUAUCACGACAAAUUCAGGGAGAAGAACCAGCAGAAGAGAGCGGCAUACAAAAAGCGGAAAGCAGAUGCCGCGAACGGAGAGAAAGAGGGCAGCGCGAAGCUCAGAAAAGCUGCUGAUGGGAGUCCGCAGAAACCAGUUGAUGAAGCUGUGGCUGAUGAGCUAGAUGGAGGUGUGAGUGUAGCAGCGGGCACGGGACUGCAAGAUGAGACCAAUGCUGCUGCAAGCUCAGCUUCCAUCGUUCCCGAGAAUGGCACAAAUGGACAACAGCCGCCAGCUAAAGGUGCUGAAGGCAACUCGAACGGGCAACAACAUAAGCCCACAAACCCGAGUUUCCGUAUUCUGGACGCCCUCUCCGCCACUGGACUACGAGCAUUGCGAUAUGCGAAAGAGAUACCAUUUGUUACUUCAGUGGUGGCCAACGACAUGAACCCAAAUGCCACCAAGAGCAUGGCAUUGAACAUUGAGCACAACGAUCUCAAAUCCUUGAUUACGCCCAACACUGCCAACGCCAUCGGUCACAUGUAUCAAGUGGCAUUUCCGCCUACUGACUCGCAUGGUCCUUCUCACCAAAACCAAAAGUACGAUGUGAUUGAUCUAGAUCCAUACGGUACCGCAGCACCAUUCAUCGAUGCAGCACUGCAGGCUCUGAACGACGGAGGUCUUCUCUGCGUCACAUGUACAGAUGCUGGUGUCUUUGCGUCAACGGGGUACUGUGAGAAGACGUACGCGCUGUACGGAGGCAUGCCUGUCAAAGGCUCGCAUGCGCACGAGGGUGGAGUACGUUUGAUCAUCAACUCCAUCGCAUCCGCAGCCGCUYGUUAUGGAUUGUCUGUCGAGCCUCUCCUCUCCCUAAACAUUGACUUCUAUGCGAGAGUAUUCGUACGCGUUCGGAAGAGUCCAGCGGAUGUCAAGUUUCUCGCAGGCAAGACAAUGUUGGUCUACUCUUGUGAUUAUGGCUGCGGAGCUUGGUCGACGAAUAUGUUGGGUCGUAAUGUGUCGCAAGCUGGCAAGAACAGUACAUUCUUCUACAAACAUACAAUCGCCCAGGCGCCGACCGCAGACAGGCUAUGCGAUCAUUGCAAGCAAAAGAUGCACAUAGCUGGGCCAAUGUGGGGUGGUCCCAUUCAUAAUCGUGCAUUCAUCGAACAGGUAUUGGCAAGCUUGGAGACCGCUGAUGGUGAGGUCUACCAGACAAUACCACGGAUUGAGGGCAUGUUGACGACAGCUCUGGAUGAGCUGUUGAUCAACAAGGAUCCGCUCACCGACAAGGACGGCAACUCUCCAUCAUCGAAAGAGUCCGAGCAAAUGAUCCCUCGAGUUCCAGCUGAAACCCUCGACCACCAUCCAUUCUUCAUCAGUCUCUCCGCACUUAGCAAGGUAUUGCACUGUAUCGCUCCCUCGGACGCUUCUGUCAAAGGAGCUCUCAGGCAUGCAGGCUACAUAGUGACAAGAAGUCAUUGCCAGCCCGGGAGCAUCAAGACAGAUGCGCCAUGGACUGUCAUUUGGGAGGUGAUGAGAGAAUGGGUGCGGCAAAAGCAGCCCAUCAAGGAGGGUGCGCUGAAAGAAGGGACUGCAGGAUGGCAUAUCAUGCAGAAUGCCAGGAAGAUUGAAGAGUCUGAGACCGACACUGCCAAUGGCCCCGCAGCUGACUCUGCAACUCCUGAGAUCAUCACGGACGGAGCUGCCAAGGUCAAACAACCGGCGGGCGAAAUACAGCGGAUCAAUGUCGUCUUUGACGAAUCGCUGGGCAGAAACCCAAAGCCUGAAAAGGGUGCGAAGAGAUUGGUUCGCUAUCAGAUGAACCCGAGGGAGAAUUGGGGGCCUAUGACCAAGGMGAAGGGAAGCGGUUGA